UUAGAAUAAAGAUAAAAGCUGGUAUUGGUCAGUUCAUUGCAUUAAUCCGCAUGCAUAUAAAGCUUCCACUUAGAAGAAGAUGAUCAGUAUGUCUAGGAAUAUCAAUGCAAGCUUGUGUUGCAAGAACUCCGACGUUGUCUAGCUAUAUAUUGUACGUAUUCUAAUGGCAUCAAAGCUUCUGAUUCUCUUGUUUCUUCAUCUCCUUCCUCUGACAAAAUCUCAAUCUCCAGCACCAAACAUUACCCUUGGCUCCACCCUUUACACAAACUCCACUCCAAAUUCCUGGCCUUCUCCUUCGGGGCAUUUUGCGUUUGGGUUUUACCCUAGUGGUAAUGGCUUUAAGCUUGGCAUUUGGCUCGUAGGCAGCCCGAAUAACACAGUUGUGUGGACGUCACGUCGAAAUGAGACAGUGAUAUCACCUGGUGCGGCUCUCGCAUUCUCUGCGGAUGGUAGGCUCCUCCUCCAUAGCACCGAUGGACAAGUUCAACCAAUUGCCGAAACAACUCCACAGGCUUCAGUUGCUUCGAUGCAUGAUUCCGGUAACUUUCUUUUAUAUGACUCUAGUUGGACCAUUAUUUGGGCAAGCUUCAAUUUCCCGACCGAUACCCUUUUGGUUCGACAAAAUCUAGUUGUAGACCAGUUUUUGUACUCCAGCAUUUCCGAAACUGAUGCUUCAAUCGGAAACUUUAAGCUAUUGUUGCAAAGAGACGGAAAUCUCGUUGCUUAUCCGAUAAGAAGUUAUACGGAUGCAAAAUAUGUUUACUGGUCAUCAUUUACCGCAAAUUCCGGCAGAAAUGUGACAUUGAAUCUAAACGCCGACAGCCGCUUCUACCUUCUCAAUUCCACCGGGCGUAGUAUAAAGAACUUCACGGAAGGGCGAUAUCUUGCUGAUAAUACUAAAGUCUUGUAUCGAGCAACGUUUGAUGCGGACGGAAUUCUGAGGCUUUAUCAGCACCAAAUGGGGACUGAAGGUAGCUUAGGCUUUACAAUCUUAUGGACGGCAAUCAGGGAAGAGAAUCGUUGCUCCGUCAAAGGGAUUUGUGGGGAAAACAGCUUUUGUACAAUCGAUGGUGCAAAACUUUCUUGCCUUUGUCCUCCAGGAUUUGACUUUGUGGAUCCCAAUCAGCCUAAUUUGGGCUGCAAGUCAAACUUCACAGUGAUGAAUGAUUGCUUUGGGAAGAAGGGUAACGCGAAUUACAUGUCCCCUCUUCCAAACACUGCCUGGGAAGUUAGCGAAUAUGAUGUAUUGACACAAGUGAAUGAAGAAACCUGUUCUGAAAAUUGUUGGAUGGACUGUAAUUGUGUGGUGGCAACAUUCCGAGACCAAAUAUGCUACAAGCAAAAGCUUCCGCUUCGAUUUGGGAGGAGGAAUAUUAGCAAUCCAACCAAAACAUUGGUGAAGACCAGAAGUUUUCCAAGUGGCCUGCCCCCGGACACCAAUGUUGUCCCCACAAAGAUCACAAACAAGCUCAGUAAGAAGCAUGUAAUUGUUGGAAUAGUUAUCAUCACCUUCUCCGUAUUGGUUUCCCUGUUUUCGGGAUACCUGCUUUUCUCACAUCGGAUAUGCAGCUACAACGUACGUACAGGGCAACUUAAUUCAUCUGAUGUGCUUAUUGAAGAAAUAAAUCUGAGAUCAUUUACCUAUGAUCAACUUGUACAAGCAACAGAUAAUUUCAAGGAAGAGAUCGGCAGGGGAGCAUCUGGGAAGGUUUAUAAAGGCUCCUUGGCAAGGAAUGGUGGACAAGAAAUUGCAGUGAAGCGUCUAGAGAAGAUGGUGGAUGAAACAGAAGUUGAGUUCCGAAAUGAGAUGAAGAUAAUCGGCAGGACCCACCACAAAAAUUUGGUUCAAUUGAUAGGAUUUUGCAGUGAGGGGUCGAAAAGGCUUCUCGUGUACGAAUUCAUGAAGAACGGUUCGCUGGCAACCCUUCUCUUCAAGUCCAAGAAACGUCCAGUUUGGAAUGAAAGAAUGAGGAUUCUGAUAGAGAUAGCGAGAGGGAUCAACUAUCUCCAUGAAGAGUGUGAGACCCGGAUCAUCCAUUGUGACAUUAAGCCACAGAACAUACUUAUGGGUGAAUCUUGGUCUGCCAAGAUAUCAGAUUUCGGGCUUUCGAAGCUACUAAAACCGGAUCAAACGAGAACAUACACCACGGCGAGGGGGACAAGAGGCUACGUAGCUCCUGAGUGGUACAAGAGCAAUGCUCCGAUUACAGUAAAAGCAGACGUCUACAGCUUCGGGGUUGUGUUAUUCGAGAUCAUUUGCUGCAGGAAGAACAUGGAAUUGGCAGUCCCAGAUGAAGAAAUAGUGCUAAUGGAUUGGAUAUAUGAAUGCUAUGUCGGUGGGGAGCUCGGAAAAGUGGUGGGAGAAGAAGUGGUAGACAUGGCGGAAUUAGAGAAGACAGUGAAAGUGGGACUUUGGUGCGUGCACACAGAAGCAGUUCAGCGCCCAUCAAUGAAGUCAGUAAUCACGAUGCUAGAAGGAAACGUUGUGACGCCAGUACCGCCUUUGAAGCCAUGUUCUAUGUACGUUAAUGUCUGAAUCAUGUAAACCCUCUUGCUUUGUUUGUUCAUCCAUCAAGUUUUUCUAGUUUGGUCUCCUCGAGUGAUGCAACCAUAAGUUCAUAACUGCCCAAUAAUCCCUUCUUUAACCAUUCAUGGAAAUCUCUAGCUAGCUAGUAGCUUUUUGUUUUUAAGAUUAUCUUGACAAAUAAUCUAAGAGAAUUG
Messenger RNA from Carya illinoinensis, 2721 nucleotides. Its product is annotated as G-type lectin S-receptor-like serine/threonine-protein kinase LECRK3. Gene Ontology annotation, molecular function: protein serine/threonine kinase activity; ATP binding. The coding region runs from base 164 to 2536 and encodes 790 amino acids. Gene Ontology annotation, biological process: protein phosphorylation. The record is from RefSeq and is a predicted model, not a curated record. Lineage: Eukaryota; Viridiplantae; Streptophyta; Magnoliopsida; Fagales; Juglandaceae. The transcript has a single exon.